This is a messenger RNA of Filobasidium floriforme, 243 nucleotides long. RefSeq lists its product as uncharacterized. The transcript is spliced from 3 exons. Gene Ontology annotation, molecular function: RNA binding. Lineage: Eukaryota; Fungi; Basidiomycota; Tremellomycetes; Filobasidiales; Filobasidiaceae. The coding region runs from base 1 to 243 and encodes 80 amino acids. Gene Ontology annotation, biological process: spliceosomal snRNP assembly; mRNA splicing, via spliceosome. The record is from RefSeq and is a predicted model, not a curated record. Gene Ontology annotation, cellular component: U2 snRNP; catalytic step 2 spliceosome; U4 snRNP.
AUGUCCCGCGCUCAACAACCCGAACUCAAAAAGUACAUGGACAAGCCCGUCCGUCUACACCUCAACGCCAACAGGUACAUCAGCGGGACCCUCCGAGGAUACGACAUGUUCCUCAACUUGGUCCUCGAUGACACCAUGGAGGACGUCGGGGGUGGGGAGACGGUCCCGAUCAAGACUACCGUCGUCCGUGGAAACUCGGUCGUCUCGAUAGAACUGCUGCACAACCAGCGGGUUUACCGAUAA